Molecule: messenger RNA, 396 nt
Organism: Porites lobata
Lineage: Eukaryota; Metazoa; Cnidaria; Anthozoa; Scleractinia; Poritidae
Source: the annotation of a GenBank genome assembly
GUUGACAAUUUGUUACGCAAAGAUAGUAGUCGUUUAUACAUUUUACGCGUUUGUAAAUAUUUUGGACACCCUAAAGAACAACUGACAAAACUAUUUGAUCUUUUAAUUAUGUCCCUGUUUUUGUACGGAAUUGAGAUUUGGGGAGCGGCAUAUCAAGGUAAAUACCUUGAUCGCAUUUUCAAGUUUUUUAAGCGAGCGUUUAGAUUUGGAUACACCAACAGCCUGUAUGCAAUAGCUGAAGUUAUCAGAAAUCGAGACUGUAAGCUAUCGAACACUAUCAUGGAUACUCCUUCCCGUCCCCUCUACCAACUAUUACCCUCUAAGAAACAGAGGUUUUUGCGAAACAGAGGACAUGAUUUUAUUUUACCUGCUGUUAAAACAGAACGCUUUAAGUGA